Messenger RNA from Nerophis lumbriciformis (worm pipefish), 207 nucleotides. The record is from RefSeq and is a predicted model, not a curated record. Lineage: Eukaryota; Metazoa; Chordata; Actinopteri; Syngnathiformes; Syngnathidae.
AUGUCGAGUUCCAACAACCUCGUAGCCAUGAAAAAGGUCGUUCAGCAGCUGCGCUUCGAGGCCAGCAUAAACAGAGUAAAGGUGUCCCAAGCCGCCGCAGACCUCCAGCAGUUCUGCAUGCAGAACGCCUUGCAAGACCCACUGCUCACCGGCGUGUCAUCCAGCACCAACCCGUUCAGGCCGCAGAAGGUCUGCUCCUUUUUGUGA